This is a messenger RNA of Entelurus aequoreus (snake pipefish), 2293 nucleotides long. RefSeq names its product ATPase family AAA domain containing 3 (gene atad3). The record is from RefSeq and is a predicted model, not a curated record. Gene Ontology annotation, molecular function: ATP hydrolysis activity; ATP binding; zinc ion binding. Bases 146 to 2116 code for a protein of 656 amino acids. The transcript has 16 exons. NCBI's taxonomy places the organism in Eukaryota, Metazoa, Chordata, Actinopteri, Syngnathiformes, Syngnathidae. Gene Ontology annotation, biological process: mitochondrion organization. Gene Ontology annotation, cellular component: mitochondrion.
CUUCAGCGUUACCGGUCCUUCGUGCUGCACAUGCGCAGAGAUCUGCUGAGUGGCACGCGCGUGGAGGAAGUGCAGUGACAGAUCUUCGGCAGCCUCCCGCGUCUCCUCCGCUGCUCCUCACAUUACGCUUUUUUUAGACCCGAAAAUGUCGUGGCUUUUCGGCCUGAAUAGGGGACAACCGGAGCCUCCUCCUGGUCUGCCUGUUCCGCCGCCACCGCCACCGCCUGCCGGUGGGUCCAGUGGCGGUGGUGAUAAACCCAAGGACAAAUGGAGCAACUUCGACCCCACCGGGCUCGAGAGGGCUGCUCAGGCGGCAAAGGACCUCGACAAGUCCCGACAUGCCAAAGAAGCUCUGGAUUUGGCUCGCAUGCAGGAGCAGAGCACGCAGAUGGAGCAUCAGAGCAAAAUUAAGGAGUAUGAAGCAGCAGUGGAGCAGCUAAAAGGCGACCAGAUACGAGUUCAGGGAGAGGAGAGGAGAAAAACUCUGAAUGAGGAGACAAAGCAACAUCAAGCUAGAGCUCAGUACCAGGACAAGCUGGCCAGGCAGCGCUAUGAGGACCAACUGAGACAGCAGCAAAUGCUGAAUGACGACAACUUGCGCAAACAGGAAGAGUCCGUUCAGAAACAGGAAGCCAUGAGGAAAGCGACCAUCGAACACGAGAUGGAGCUCAGGCACAAGAAUGAGAUGCUGCGUAUCGAGGCUGAGUCCAAGGCACGAGCCCGUGUGGAGCGAGAGAACGCAGACAUCAUACGCGAGCAAAUCCGCCUGAAAGCCGCCGAGCACCGACAGACGGUCUUGGAGUCUAUCAAGACAGCAGGUGCCGUGUUUGGAGAAGGAUUCAGAACAUUUGUGUCCGACUGGGACAAAGUCACUGCUACAGUCGCUGGACUGACUCUUUUAGCGGUAGGCGUGUAUUCAGCCCGCAGUGCCACCGGAGUGGCAGGCCGUUACAUCGAGGCCAGGUUGGGGAAGCCGUCUUUGGUGCGAGAGACGUCCAGGUUCACCGUGGGGGAAGCAAUAAAGCAUCCGGUCAAGACUGCAAAACGGCUGAGGAGCAAACCACAAGAUGCCCUGGAAGGAGUUGUGCUUAAUCCUACCCUGGAGGAGCGUGUGCGCGAUGUUGCCAUAGCAACAAGAAACACCAGGCAGAACAACGGCCUGUACAGGAACAUCCUGAUGUACGGCCCUCCAGGCACGGGCAAGACACUGUUUGCCAAGAAGCUGGCAAUGCAUUCUGGGAUGGACUACGCCAUUAUGACCGGAGGCGAUGUAGCACCCAUGGGCCGCGACGGCGUGACCGCCAUGCACAAAGUCUUUGACUGGGCCAACACGAGCCGACGCGGAUUGCUGUUAUUUGUUGAUGAAGCUGACGCAUUCCUUCGCAAGAGAUCCACUGAGAAAAUCAGUGAAGACCUCCGAGCCACUUUGAACGCCUUCUUGUAUCGCACUGGAGAACAGAGCAAAAGGUUCAUGCUGGUGCUGGCCAGUAACCAACCCGAGCAGUUUGACUGGGCCAUCAACGACCGAAUCGAUGAAAUAGUCAACUUCGCUCUGCCAGGUCUGGAGGAGAGAGAGAGGCUGGUGCGCUUGUACUUUGACAGAUAUGUGCUGGAACCCGCCACCGGAGGGAGGCAGAGGAUGAAGUUGGCGCAGUUCGAUUACGGUAAAAAGUGCUCCGAGAUAGCCAAGCGAGCGGAAGGCAUGUCUGGCAGAGAGAUCUCCAAAUUGGGCGUGGCCUGGCAGGCAGCAGCUUAUUCCUCUGAAGACGGUGUUCUGACGGAGGCCAUGAUUGAUGCUCGUGUGGAUGACGCUGUCAAGCAGCACCGGCAGAAGAUGGACUGGCUGCACGCCGAAGAGGACGCUCAGACCAAGACUCUCACACCUCCGCCAGCAGGGGGCGUCGGCAGCAAAAAAACAGGCUUCAAUCUGCCCUUCGGUGAGACGCCUCAGGUCAUCUCGCCGCCUCACCAGGGGGGCGCUGGAGCUCAGCAGAGGACAGCACAGCCUCACAGUUCUGCCCCAGCUGGAGCAGAUUGCGAAGACGACCAGCCCACUGCUGGCAGUAAAGGUGGCGUGGACAAGGCCAGCUCUCCAAAAGAUGGAACUCCCGUUUGAGUCGUAAAUUAGAGAUAAGAAUCUUGAUCGAGUCAGUCAUCGUCUUGUAGACACGUUGGACUCACUGACAGGUUCUUCGAUUACUUUGUGGGAGUUAACUAACCGCGUCUGUAACAACGGCAUAUAAAAGGUGCACAUUGGAGACGUGAAUGAUUAAACAGAUGUUUUGUUUUAUAA